GCUUUUCGACGGUUGAAACGCAAACAACAAUCAUGGCAAACACACCUUAAAAUUCCUGCUGUUUCACCGUAAAGCCAAAACCUGUUAAUCUCUCCCUUCCCGUUUACUCCCAGAAAAAAUAAUUUAAAGAAAUGCUAGAUCCGGCCGCCGAUUUACUUCCUCCCACUUCUUCCCCCACCAUCUCCUCCGUCUCCUCCUCCGAUCUCGACACCGAGUCUACAGGUUCAUUUUUUCACGACAGAAGCACGACGUUAGGCACAUUGAUGGGAGUAAGUUUUCCGGCGGUUACAUUUCGAGCGCCAUCGCAGCACCGUGCUAUGCACAUGAAUGCCGCUGCCGCCCCGGCUGUGGCUGUAAGGAAGAAGAAGCGGGCGUCGACGAGUUUGUCUGCUUCCGCGGUGGCUCGGAGGCGGUGGUGGAGGCUUUGCGGAGACUGCGACGCAAAGCCGGCGUCCCUCGGUGAGUUUCUGGAGGUGGAGAGGAGGUUCGGUGACACAGCGUUUUAUAGCGCGGCGGCGGAAUUGGAGAGUGUGGUGGCGACGGAGAGCAGCGAAGGGCAUAAUGGUACCAAUGGGAGAGUUCUAUUCGCGGAUGGCAGGGUUUUACCUCCGGCGGCUAAUGAUAAUGGUGAUGAAAGUCCAUCAAUGGCCGAGAUUCUUUGCAGAUUUCCUGUUUCAAUUACCGGUAUUUGUAGAUAAUGAUUAUCGUUUGUUUUUUUAUUAUUUUCAUGACCAUUUUGUGUAUUUUAAAAAAUUUCCACUAAAAUUUCAUGACCAUUGUGUGCAUUUUAAAAUAUUUUCA
Mangifera indica (mango) is the source of this 801-nucleotide messenger RNA. RefSeq lists its product as uncharacterized. The record is from RefSeq and is a predicted model, not a curated record. NCBI's taxonomy places the organism in Eukaryota, Viridiplantae, Streptophyta, Magnoliopsida, Sapindales, Anacardiaceae. The transcript is spliced from 2 exons. The coding region runs from base 132 to 698 and encodes 188 amino acids.